GCGCGCCUCCUUUCUCCUCGAUCCAUCAAACCGGCCUCGCCGUCAAGAGGUCAACGGGAACCCCGUCGCGCCGGACUUCUCUCGACGUCGCGCGCCGCCGAUGGGGUCAGAGGCCUCCGCCGCUGAGGUGGAGCAGCUGCUCCGGUCGCAGAUCCCGUUCCAGAGCGACGGCGAGCUCGUCCUGCCGCCGCGCGAUGGUGGCGGCGUUGGGCUCGUCCUCGUCGACGUCAGCAACGGCUUCUGCACCGUCGGCGCCGGGAACCUCGCUCCUGCUGCACCAAACAAACAGAUAGAAAAGAUGGUGGGGGAGGCAGCUAGGCUCGCUAGGCUGUUCUGUGAGAGAAGCUGGCCAAUAUUUGCAUUCCUUGAUUGCCAUUUUCCAGAUAAGCCCGAGCCGCCAUUUCCACCUCAUUGUAUCAUUGGUAGCGGGGAGGAGAACUUUGUCCCAGCUCUGGAGUGGUUGGAAAAUGAGCCAAAUGUGGUUAUAAAGCGGAAACAUUGCAUCGAUGGCUACAUCAGCUCCAUAGAGAAGGAUGGAUCCAGUAUCUUUUCUGAUUGGGUUGGGAAACAUCAGAUCAAAACGAUCUUGGUGCUGGGAAUAUGCACAGACAUCUGUGUCUUGGAUUUUGCAAGCUCAGCUCUUGCUGCUAGAAAUAUUGGUCGAGUACCUCCAUUACAAGACGUUGUGGUUUAUUCAGAGGGGUGUGCUACAUACAACCUUCCUGUCGAGGUUGCUAUGGAUGUGAAAGGAGCUGUGGCCCAUCCACAGGACCUUAUGCAUCAUAUUGGACUUUACAUGGCCAAAGGAAGGGGUGCAAAGGUAGUUGAUAGGGUAGUCCUCGAACCUUCCUGACUGAUGCAUGAACUUGUCCUUGUUGCCAUAUUGCAUAUUUUUAUCCUUUUUCUCCUUUCUGUCUUUGUGUGUAAUAACUGAAUAUGUGUCUUAGCACAUAAUCUAUAGUGAAGAUGAAUGAAUUUUGUAUUUUGGUUGUACAG
Setaria italica (foxtail millet) is the source of this 996-nucleotide messenger RNA. Its product is annotated as nicotinamidase 1. The record is from RefSeq and is a predicted model, not a curated record. Gene Ontology annotation, biological process: pyridine nucleotide salvage. Lineage: Eukaryota; Viridiplantae; Streptophyta; Magnoliopsida; Poales; Poaceae. Gene Ontology annotation, molecular function: nicotinamidase activity. The transcript is spliced from 5 exons. Bases 101 to 853 code for a protein of 250 amino acids.